Messenger RNA from Xiphophorus hellerii (green swordtail), 10918 nucleotides. It is a transcript of the gene mctp1a, whose product is annotated as multiple C2 domains, transmembrane 1a. Lineage: Eukaryota; Metazoa; Chordata; Actinopteri; Cyprinodontiformes; Poeciliidae. The transcript is spliced from 22 exons. Bases 3603 to 6359 code for a protein of 918 amino acids. Gene Ontology annotation, cellular component: synaptic vesicle membrane. Gene Ontology annotation, molecular function: calcium ion binding. The record is from RefSeq and is a predicted model, not a curated record. Gene Ontology annotation, biological process: regulation of neurotransmitter secretion.
CUUCAUGCAUGGCUGUUUGAAGAUGUGUGUGAUGACGGGCUGGUUUUUCUCCAGCAGCUUGAAAGUGACCUGCCUCGGAUGGAGCCGUGCAGGGUCUGCAGACGUGCUGCUGCCUCUUCUUUAAUCCCGAAAAGCUUGUUCAAGCUCCACGGCCCCUCUCUUCCUCCAGGCAUCAGGACGUAAACAGAAAAGCAAUUGUCGCAUUUGAAAGGUUUUGUGUUUUUGGCAACAAAAUGAUGAAACGCAUGUGUUGCAAAUCAAGACAAACUGUCGACUAAAACUCAUUUAAGAAGAAAAGCCAUCCUCUCAUGGUUCAAUUCAACAAGGGAGAAUAAUGAAGAUGGAACGAGACGCAGGCUUUUCUGCUCUCAGGUUGUCUUUAUGUCCCGGCUCACGCUUGUGUCACUGUGCCUGUAGCUACAGUGGAUUAAAGUUAAAUUUUAUCACUGUGAUUUACAGCGCUGUACACAAGGUUCCCAACCUUAUUUCCUAACAAUCAUCCGUGGACAAGUGGGGCUCAUCUAAUUUAGAACGCAGAUGGAUCUGAAAACUAAAUUGGUGACUUAUGUGAACAAAGUGGGUUUUUAAAAAAAAGAAAUCUCCAAUUACGACAGCUGCAAUUACUCCGAAUUUUUAAUAACAGGAAAUUAUUUUUUUUAAAUUGCCUGUUUUGAAUCAUAAUUUUAGGAGCUUUUAUUAUUUUGUAGCUUGAUUUGAUUCUAGUUUCAUUAUGAUUUUGUGUUAGUUUCUUACUUUGGUUGGAUCAGUCUCGUUCUUGCUUUCUUUAGUCAGGUCUUUCUUAGUGAUUCUAGUUUGUUAUGUUUAUUUCUAGUGUCUAGUUAUUCUUAGUUACUCUAGUUUAACUAUGUUUAGUUUGUUUUACUAUUAGAUUCAUUUUCUAGUCCCUAUACUCUCUCUCUCCUCAGUUUGCCCUCUGCUCUCUCCCCUCACACCUGCAAUCAGUCCAGGUUAAUUGUUUCAGCAAUCAACCUCCCAGUACUUUAGCACCUCUUUCUCAGCUGCUCUUCGCUGGAUCCUUCAGCUAUUUCCCAGGUUUUCCCAUAGUCUCCUUAUGUCUCCUGGCUGGCUUUUUUUGUUAUGGUUUAUUUUUGUUCAACUCUGGCUUCCUGUAUUUUUAAUUUGAUGUGGCUUGAAUUUUUCAGUUCUGAAAAGAAGAAUGGACCAAAAAACUGUGAACUGUUGCUGAUGACUGAAACUGAAAAAUAAUGUAUGAAUCAAAUACUGUCGAUUCAGUUUCAAACAGUCCUGUUUCUUAGUUUUACAAGCUGUUGUAGUCAGGGAAACGGCUCGUUUCAAGGAUUUGAUAUCUGUGUAAAUGUUCUGCGGGUGGGUGCAGCUGUGUAUUAGCCUCUUAUCAGGACGACUGAGAUCAUUAGACAGCGAAGCCAUCCAAAUGCCGAGUCAUCAGUUUUCCAUUCUGAUUCAGUGAAAACGUUUGUGGCAGCUGACGGGCAUCUUGGCUCGCUUCCUCACAAAUCCAUCUACUUAGCUAAAAGGAGGGUUCUAAGCAAGUCUGAAUUUGUAAUUAAAGCAUUUUAAUUUGUAGAAUAAGAAAUGGAAAAACUCACAAUCUAGCUAACAACCACUCCUCCCAUGUUAAUGCCAAAGUCUCUAGGACAUCUCAUUAAAGGAAAAUGUCUGUUCCAUAUCAGAGUUUGCUAUAAAUCACCUCACUGUUGAGGGUUUAUUGUGUUUGCCUCAACAAGGCUCAAGGCAAAAACCCUGCUGAACAAGGCAUCCUUCAUCAUCACUCUUACAGGUGAGGCCAAGGUCGCACGGCUUUGAUAAACGCAUUAACAUUUUGUGAACUUGGUCUGCGGAUAAAUUGCUCUCCUCUGACUCCUUUUUUUGUACAUUCAUGCUAGGGUUAGAUAUUAAUACGCUUUCAUUUCUUUGUGUUUCAUUUCUGUGUUCAUGGUGUUUGGUGAGGGGGCAACACAGGCCAGCACUGAAACGAAGGCCAGAGGGGAUCAAGUAAUGAGUUAUUAUACACAUCAGCAAAGGAGACGAGGCCGCUCAGCUCUGCCUGGUUGCCGGUGCUGCUCGUGGGCUGAUAACAUUCGCUGAAGCUUGACCUAAUUGGUGGUGGAAAAAAAUAUCCCAUCCAGACUUGGCUAAUGUGCACAAAACAAUAUGACAUUAAAUAGGACGAGUAUCACACUCUGCUGUGCAUAGUGGCUUGCAAAAAUACCCAUCCGUCUUUGGAUUUUAUGUGGUAGAGCAAGACAAAGCAACACAUAAUGGAAGAAAAAGCAGUAAGAAGGCUUAAUAUGUAUUUAGCCCCCUUCAUUAUAAAACCUCACAAUCCAGUGCAACCAGGAGUCAAUUAAUUUAUAGAGUCCACCUGUGUGUAAUUUAAUCUCCGUAUAAAGCUUUUCACAUUAGUGGACAAACAGCAACAUGAAGACCAAGAAACACAGCAGACAGGUGGUAAUAUAUUUGGAUCUUAUUGAGGAAGAUCCAAAUAAUGAUCCAGUUGAUACUUGUAUUAACAUUAAUUUCAUUCAGUAUUUAUCUGGACCCCUCCAAUGGGUUCUCUGAGCUUUCUCGCUAUCUUGCUGCAAUGUGUUAGUUCUUUCUGCUUUUGGUGUCUUUUAUUCUGCUAAAUAGUGAAAAGAGCGAACAUGACCCUGCUUUUUUGUUUUAGCAGGUGUGGAAAAGCUAAACGUAGUUAGCAAGAGACUGCAAAUACUGGGGUCUACUUAAUGUAAACGCAAAAACGGACAGCCAGAGCGGCAGGUUUAGAUUAAGGGGUUGGCUGAGUACAACGACAUGCCACACCUUUCAGAUUUCCUCCCCCCCCCCCCCCCCCUAUUUUUAUAAAUUUUAAAGAUGGUCUAUCAUUUCACUUCCACUUUAAAACUGCACUACUUUGUGUUGACCACAAAACCCCACAAUUGUUUUUUAUUCCUGUGACAAAAUGUAGAAAACUUCAGCAAGAUUUUGAUUUUUUUUUUUUUUUAGGUAAACAAAAGCAUAGUCACCACUAUUCAUCUGCUGUGUGUCAAACGUUCAAGAGGAAGGAAUGAUGAAUGUUUUUAAAAGUAAAUCAAAAGCUUCUCCACAAGGUAUUAGGAGCUGUUUCAAAAUCGCCAGCAUACAGAUGACCAAGUCAAGAGGUUUGGCCAGAGGGAGGCGCACCGCCUAUAUUUGAAUACAACAAUUAAGCAAACUGGUCUAACUCUGAUUAAACACUAGGGAGAGAGGAGAGAGAAACCCAUAGCCAAACGCAGACAGGUUUUUAAAAAAAAAAAAAAAAUCCUGUAGUGCUUUUAUAACUUUACAACCGAGGAGAUAACUUGUAUAUAGAUUGAAAUAGCCUGUUUGUUGCUUUUAUAGCUGCUGUGUGACAUAAUAAUUUACAGAGUCUGCAUAGUUUUUCUGCAAGGUUCCCCGUUGGACUGGCAGCCACUUCAUCAUCACGGCGUGCGUCUCCUUCUCGGCGCUCUAAACUGAUUAUCGGCUGAAGCGCACACAAGCAGCAGCAGCAGCAGCAGCAGCAGCAGCAGCAACCCGGCUGUGACACCCGUCCGACCCAGCUACAGACUGUGCUCAGGCUGGGUGGCUGCUGCACUGGCACCAUGGAGCAAAAAUCACCAAAACCCGGAGGCUCCGGCCGGGGCCAGGAGUCCAUGUCCUACCAGCGGAGGAUGUGGAAGAAUUUCCAGGAGAAAACCAAGCCGUGGCUCAGUCCGAAGCUGGGCUCGGAGCGCCGCGGAGCCGGAGGUGGCGCGGAGGGCACCAAGAAGGAGUCCGGCUUGUGGAUGUUCAAGAGGAAAAAGAAACAGCUGGACCGGGUGUUUUCGUCAUCGCAGCCGAACUUAUGCUGCUCCACUCCGGCGCCUUUUGAAGGAGACAAGCUCGCCGCUGGCGGAGGCGACGCGACCUCAGAGAUGAGCUCCGACUGUCAGGCUCUGGGGACAGGCAGCAAACCGGAGCUGACGGCCCACGGGAGCCCCAAACUCCCCGUGUCCCAGCUGAUGAUGUACCAGCAGAAGAGCUCCUCUCUCGGUUCGUCGUGCUUCGAGAAGCUGGUGGUGGAUCCCGCCGCGGAGCCCGGAGGAGAGGAAGAGCAGCUGCGUAAAAACGCAAGUGAUUCUGGCAUCAACAUUGUUGGACCUAGUAAUGCAGAUUCUCAGCCUCAUCUGCCUUGUCCAGCCAUGUACCAAUUGGAUAUUGUCUUGAAGAAAGGGAAAAAUCUCGCCAUUCGUGACCGGACAGGGACCAGCGACCCAUAUGUGAAGUUUAAAAUCGGAGGGAAGGAAGUGUUCAGAAGCAAGACGAUCCACAAAAAUUUAAACCCAGUGUGGGAUGAGAGAGUUAUCCUUUUGGUGGAAACUCUCAGGGAGCCUCUAUAUGUCAAGGUGUUUGACUAUGACUUUGGACUUCAGGAUGAUUUCAUGGGGUCAGCAUAUCUACACCUGGAGUCACUGGAACAUCAAAGGACGCUGGAUGUGACUCUGGACCUGAAGGACCCACAGUACCCUGAGCAUGACCUGGGUAGCCUGGAACUCACCGUCACUCUGUCACCAAAGGAAGGAGACAUAAAGGAUGCUACCAUGCUUUUGAGAAGAAACUGGAAACGAUCUAGUAAGUAUCAGAGUAUGAGGCUCUCGGAUGUGCACAGGAAAGCCCAGCUCUGGCGAGGUAUCGUCAGCGUCAGUCUAAUCGAAGGUCGCAACCUGCAGCCCAUGGACGCCAAUGGCUUCAGUGAUCCUUAUGUCAAGUUCAGGAUGGGUCAUCAAAAGUACAAGAGCAAGACAAUUCCCAAAACACUAAACCCGCAAUGGAGAGAGCAGUUUGAUUUCCAUCUGUAUGAAGAGCAGGGAGGCUACGUGGACAUCACAGUCUGGGACAAAGAUGCUGGCAAGAAGGAUGACUUCAUGGGCAGGUGUACUAUCGACCUGUCACUUCUCAGUAAAGAACAAACUCACAAGCUGGACUUGCCGCUGGAGGAAGGAGAAGGUGUUCUGGUGUUGCUGGUCACACUCACUGCAUCGGCCGCGGUUUCAAUCUCAGAUCUGUCCGUCAACAUGUUGGAUGAUCCACAUGAAAGGCGCCAGAUUAUGCAAAGAUAUAGCCUCUGGAGGUCGCUUCACAACCUGAAAGAUGUCGGCAUGGUGCAAGUGAAGGUCAUCAGAGCUGAGGGACUCAUGGCGGCAGAUGUCACAGGUAAAAGCGAUCCGUUUUGUGUGGUGGAGCUGAGCAAUGAUCGGCUACAGACACACACCGUCUACAAAAAUCUAAACCCAGAGUGGAACAAGGUCUUCACUUUCAACGUCAAGGACAUCCACUCAGUGCUUGAGGUUACCGUUUACGACGAGGACCGGGACAGAAGUGCCGACUUCCUUGGGAAAGUGGCUAUCCCUUUGCUAAAUAUCCAAAAUGGAGAACGCAAAGCCUACGUCUUGAAAAGCAAGGAGCUGACAGGGCCAACAAAAGGGGUCAUCUUUCUCGAAAUAGACGUGAUUUUUAAUGCUGUGAAGGCUGGUCUCAGGACGUUGACUCCCGUCGAACAAAAGUACAUCGAGGAGGAGCCUAAAGUGUCCAAACAGAUGCUUUUGCGCAACUUCAACCGAGUCAGACGCUGCAUCAUGUUCCUGAUCAACACAGGCUGCUACAUCAACAGCUGCUUCGAAUGGGAAUCUCCGCAGAGAAGCAUCUGUGCUUUUGUGAUUUUCACCAUUGUUGUCUGGAACUUUGAGCUUUAUAUGAUUCCUCUGGCUUUGCUUCUGCCGUUGGCCUGGAACUACAUUCUCAUCGCGUCGGGGAAGGAUACGAGGCAAGAUGUCCAAGCUGUGGAGGACCUGCUGGAAGAUGAGGAUGAGGAUUUUGACAAAGAUGACAAGGACCCUAAACAAGGCCCCUGGGAGGACAGCCAUGAUAAAAACCAUAUCCUCGAGGAUAUAUUGGCUUCCUGGCACUUUGAGUGGAUACGAGUGAUGGUGGACUCGGAGAGAAAGGGCUUCAUGAACAAGCUUUAUGCCAUUCAGGACGUGUGCAUCAGCGUGCAGAAUGCACUGGAUGAAGUGGCCUCCUACGGCGAGAGGAUAAAGAACACAUUUAACUGGACUGUGCCUUUCUUAAGCUGGUUAGCGAUUGUAGCUCUCGUUGUGGCCACAAUCAUAAUCUACUUCAUUCCACUACGGUUCAUCGUGCUGGCCUGGGGGGUUAACAAGUUCACAAAGAAACUGCGGGACCCUUACACCAUUGACAACAACGAGCUGCUGGACUUUCUGUCCAGAGUGCCCUCAGAUGUACAAAUGGUGCAGUACCAACAGCUGAAACUGGAUCCCAAUCCCAGUCCAAAUAAAAGGAAGAAAAACAACCCCGGGUAGAUCACUGCAUCCGCCCACGGACUCCUCUCUCCUUCAUUUCUUUUCCUGCUGGUUGGAUGCUGGACGCUGAGAAGCAAAGCCUGGGCUGAACCAUCCAUCUUCUAUUUAUAUCCUGCUUUAUUUUGUUAAACUUCAUUUCUCCCGUCAGUAGGCUUUACACUUUCUCUAAAUAUAAUUUUAUAUGAGCAUCGACUUCAAGAAACCUUUAACUCAUUAUUAUUAUUAUUAUUAUUAUUAUUAUUGUAUUGUACACAUUAUGUAUUGAGUCAUUUUUAUAUCAGCCAUCUGAGCUGCUGUGUCCUUCCCUCUGGGAGUGUGUGUGCUUGCCACAGUAGUCGAACAGGUUACAGUUAAAUUAUUUGUAGAUAAUUGAUACUAUUUAGAUUUACAUAAAUAUAAAUCCAGGCCUUAAACGAUCAUUCUCGACAUUUCUUUAGCUUGUACUAUAUAGCUUUGAAACACUUUUGGUGAAAUGUUUCUAUUUUCUAAUUGUUUUUUAUACUAUUACAUCCUUAUUUUUGAUCUCCUUUUGAAUGUUUUGAUGAUUUAAUGUUUUGCUGGCAGUAAUUUGUGUUGUUGCUAUCUAAAUUAGCAGGCAGAUUUCGUCUGUAGGCUCCAGGCAUGUUUCUUUACAAACAAGCGCAUCUCGGUAAAUUAAAAUAGUAUUAAAACGCUGGCUCUACCGAGAACCCUGAGAGCCACCAUGCACAGAUGUAUCCAGGAAAUGGCUGGCUGUGUGUUAAGCCACUCCAGAACCAGAGACAAUGUCAGAAGCGUCUUACCUUGAUGAAGAAAUCAAAGGACUGGACUGUUGCUGAGUGUGGGCUGCAGAUCUCUUCUUAGAUGGGGGCACAUUAGGUGGGUUUUACAUUUUAGAUUGACACCAAGCCUCUUAAGUCUGGUUUUUAUUUUCCAGCAGGACUCGGUAACAGCCUACACUGCCAAAAGUACCAAUACCUGCUUUAAUAACCACGUUAUCACUGUGCUCGAUCAGUCAGCAAAUUCGCCCCUUAGACAAUCUAUGAAGAGACUCCAGAUCCAACAGUUGAAGCUGAAGGGUCGCUAUUACAGUAUCAAAAAAAACAACAACAACAAAAACUUUUGUAAUUAGUCUUCUAUGAUUUUUUUAAACCAAACCAAGAAAUAUUUUACUGUAGGUAAUGAACUUGGAACAAUUUGCCAUUUGGAGCCAAAAAUACUGCAAGAAAAUAACACAAGUUUUAACAACAUAAUAUUCUAAUUUAUCGAGAUGCAAUUGUGAAAACAAAUCUGGACCAACAGGCCGUGAGCUCCUUUUUUAGUCACUAAACCAAUGAGUAGGAACAAGUUUGAUCAUUUGGUGCAUUGGAUCUCUAGAAAGUGUGCAGUUUAACCCUGUCAGCGUCAUCAGUCAGUCAGUACGACACCUUCUCAGUGAGGAGGCGCUGCAGACUGGGCCUGCUGUCGCUGUGCUUAUAUAGAUGUCACCCGGUCUAUGCAGAGUGUCAUCGAGCAGGCAGGCCUUUAGGCAGGCACAGCCCUAAUCUUGUUUGAAAGGCCGGUCUCUUUCCCUGUCAUCUCCCUGUGUGUUUGCCUUGGCGGCCACACAUGAAAGCGCUUACACACGAGGCGCACUUCUACAGCACGGGCACGCACGCCGACACAAAGAGCCCCAGCCUCUCUUUCUCCCUCUCAGGAGGGAAGAGAGAAAGAAGGCAUCUCUGGAAGGAAGUCUUGCACACUGUAACUACUUGCUCGCAGAUAAAACAACAGAGUGUCAUAUUUGAGCAGGAACAGUUUCUCCCUCUCAACCAAGCACAUACACACGCCCACGCCCGCCACGCAAACACACAAGCAGACAUGCAAACAUGCUCUCUAUGAUGCUGCGCCCCGGGCUGGCCGCCCUCUCCAUCUGCCCCACCUCCUGUGCCCACAGCUCAACUUUGAUCAGCCCUUCCAGAGACACGGGCGCGUAUGUGCGCCCUGUGUAUUUACAGAGGAGUGUUUGCAUAUACACGUUUAUGCAAUCAAAGAUUCUCCCAGCGUCAGUGUGUGGUACAAUUGCAUCUCCCCUCCAGCUCUAGACUGACACUCAGAUUCGAUGGGGUGUGCGUGUGCGCUUGUGUGUGUGUGUGUCUGGGUCUGGGUGUGUGCUGCAGCAGAGGCACCAGCUGUUUUUCGGUGUUGACUUUGUGGAGAUGCUUGAUGAGCAGUAAGUCAUUGUGUGACAAGACAAGGCUCUGAGGGGACUUAGGCCUGAGAUGUCAGGGAUGGAGGAAUAUUUGUGUGUGUGUGUCGGCGUGCGUGUGCAUGUGUUUUAUCCUAUUUCAAAACACACUUCCCGUCAUGCUUUCCCCGUUUGCUCUCUCUGCGGUUUCCUCAUUCGUCAGUAAGCAGGGUUGCGACCCUGUCUGAAGGGAUGGUCUCUUGGGCUUCUUGUAGAGCUUCUCUUGAAAGAUCACAGCACAAGCUAUGUUUGAGGAGGUCCUGUCUCAUCCUAUUGAUCCCUGCCUCCAUUUCCCACUGCCUCCACUUCUUUGUCUGACUGUCUUUAAGUCUGUAAAACCCCGGCUCACUGCAUCUAGUGUCGUCUUCUCCCCUCAUCUGUCUGUCUCUGUGCCGCCGCCUUCCACCUUUUGAAGCUCCGCUCUACUUCAUAAGUUUGUUUCCAUUCUCCGAUAAAUGAUUUUAUCGUCUGAUCCAUUUGGGAAGCAGUAAUAAACUUUUCUUUGCCACAAACUUGUUACUCGAGGGGAUGGCGUUUUUGUUUUGCCCGAUGAACUUCUUGAAUACUUGACACUUGUUUUUACUGCAACAGCGCCUGUACUACUUGUUGACACCCCUAGUACUGAGUAUAAAAAGCCUUAAUUUUUUUUUAUUGCAACAGGAUAAUCUCACACAGGAAAAAAAAUCUUUAGUGGGGAAAAUGCUAUAUUAAGAAAUCAGUACCUACUCUAACAGUUCCUAGUAAAUAGAUGUACCUGAACCAUUUUUAAAACAUAUGUUUAUAUGUUUUAAAUUGAUCAGAGUUUAUAAGAAACCCUACUUAGUAAUUGAUCACUUGCUGUUUUCUGGGGCAUAAAUAUGACUUGUCAUAUUUUGUCAACUCUAUGAAAACAGAAAAAUCAAGACGACAUGCCUUUUAUGUAAGACGGAUAUAAGUUGAUCUCCACAAGGUAGAAGUUUAAAGUGUAGACCAAUUGAAUGGUUUUGUUUAUUUUCCAUGCUUGUCUGUUUGCAGAAAUCAGGAGUUACCUGAGAAAUCAACACUAAAAAAUUCAAUACGUAGCUUCUUUUUUAAAAAAAAGAAACAAAUAAAAAACAACAUGGUGAUAAAUGAACCACUGUAUGUCUCCAGGUCCAUUUUCAGACUUCAGUAAUUUUUCAGGAUGAAUUCUAAGCAAGUGGACCUGAAUUCUGUCUAAUACCUUUUAUCACUUUAUCCACAGGAGACUCUGACUGUAGAUACAUUCUCAGAGGUUUUAAUGACUUUUUCUUGGAGAAUGUAUAAGAAAAACAUGAUCACCCAUUUAAAUGUUUAGUGCUUUAGUACCCAGCUGCAUAACCCAAUAAUAUUACAAGCUAGCACAGAUAGAAAAGCUGAGUUAAGUUCUUAUGCAGUUAUUUAGAUCGUAGUUUUCAUUGUUAAUGCCUCCUAUGACUGACAGACCUUUAAUUAUUGUCACAACCCGUUUGGUUUCUUAAUAAAUUAUGCUCACAUCAACCUGUAGCCAUUAAAUUUUUUUACAGUCGUUUCUCCAGUUUUGUAGUUUUCAUUUGCUGCUUUAAUGUGUUGUCCUGUUUCUUAAAAGUAUUUGUACCAGUGUUACCAAUUACUUUGCCAUUUGUGAGUUUACAAAAAUUAUUUCUUAGCCCCACUAAAUAAAUAAAAGUAAUAAAAUUUAAAGGUUGGAUUUUUAAAAAAUAUUUGCACUGUUAGAUAAUAAUGUUGCUGCAAUAGAAAAAAGAAAAGAAAAUCUGGCUUUUUUCAAAUCUUCACUUGGGGUAUCAACUAAUUUGUUUGCGACUGUGUGUUGCAGAUUUGUGAGUGUUGUGCGGUAAUGCAUCCAAAUGUCCCUUUUUGUUUAGUUUACGGUUUUGGCUGCGUUGACCAGCAAACCAAAGUGUGAUUUUUGUAUCACGUAGAGAAAAAAUGUAUAAGAAGAAUGUAUUGGGCUGAUAGCUGUCAAAGAAAGAGAAGCACUUUUAUUUGAAUGAGACUAUUUAUUUUUUAAAGAAUACUGUACAUAGCUAACUGAUUAAUGUAUGGUUGUAUUUUAUACAGUAUGCCUGUCGAUGUCCUGGUAACAAUACUGUAAAGUAGGUGUAUUGCCUGCCUUGAUUUAUUUUUAUUUUUUUAAAUAUUUGUCUUGUCUGCCUGCAAAAUCUUCUGCUUGUGACAUCAUCUCUGUGUGUCUCUUUACAACCAACAAGAUUUACAGACAUGACAGCUGGAAGGAAGGACAUAAUAUGAUGUAUACCUCUAAUUUAAGUAACGAUAAUCAUCUGAUAAAUGUGGCUUAUUUUGGGUCAAAAAUAGUGAAACAAAAACUUUCAAUUAAAUAUUUUUUAGCAACUUC